Messenger RNA from Hermetia illucens (black soldier fly), 1141 nucleotides. It is a transcript of the gene Nup62, whose product is annotated as nuclear pore glycoprotein p62. The transcript is spliced from 8 exons. Gene Ontology annotation, cellular component: nuclear pore central transport channel; nuclear pore. NCBI's taxonomy places the organism in Eukaryota, Metazoa, Arthropoda, Insecta, Diptera, Stratiomyidae. The record is from RefSeq and is a predicted model, not a curated record. The coding region runs from base 117 to 1091 and encodes 324 amino acids. Gene Ontology annotation, molecular function: phospholipid binding; structural constituent of nuclear pore. Gene Ontology annotation, biological process: protein import into nucleus; RNA export from nucleus.
UGACAUGUCUCCAUUGCUGUCAAAUUGAAUGUUUAAAUUGAUGCGUGAUUCUACUUCGCGCUUUGUUAUUUGUCUAGUUCUGUUAUUUCACUUCUGAAUUGUAAAUAUUCUAAGAAAUGAAUUUUGGCAAUCUCAACACGUCUGCCCCGAGCGGGUUUUCAUUCGGCGCACCCAUCACUUCCACAGCAGCUCAAGGCGCAACAUCAUUUGGUAGUACAGGCGGCGGUGAUGCCGGAGCAGCCAAAUUGCCAGAACCUGCGAAACAGCCAGCAAAACUUGGCGGGUUCAGCCUGGGAUCACUACCGGCUGCAACUUCAACGUCUACCCUGACAACUACUUCAACGCCAGCUCCAAUUUCCUUUGGAAGUCAGCCUACUCUCAAGUUGGGAGCUACUACAACCACAGCAGCAGCCACUACAGCGUCGACUACAGAAGCUCCAAAGCCGGCUGGAGCUGUAACAAGCCUCACUAGUGCGACCAAGACGACAGAUUCCACGCCCGCCACUCAGAGUAGUCAGUUGAACUUUUCGCAGUUGGAGGAGUACAUUAACAAGUGGACGUUGGAGCUAGAGGAACAGGAGAAGAACUUUACAAAUCAGGCGACGCAGAUCAAUGCUUGGGACAAACUUCUGAUUGCGAAUAACGAUAAGAUUGUAGCCUUAAAUGAUGCGGUACAAAAGGUCAAAGCUGACCAAACAACUCUCGAGCAGGAGCUCGAAUUCAUUGCGACCCAACACGCGGAGCUCGAAGAGAGCAUUGCUCCCCUCCAGAAGGAGUUCAUGAACAUGCCGCAAGUUGAUAUUGAGCGAACCCAAACGUAUUUAAUGGUGGAAAAUUUGGAUACGCAACUGAAGCAAAUGUCCGAGGAUCUGAAGGAGGUCAUCGACUACUUGAAUGAAGCCAACAAGGUCCAAGAUAACAAUGAUCCGAUUGUACAAAUCGGCAAAAUCCUCAAUGCCCACAUGAGCUCUUUGCAGUGGAUUGAGUCGACUUCGUCGAGUGUGACUCAGCAGUUGGAAGAAAUUUCAAAGAUGCACGACUCUCUCCGCCGUGAUUCCGAGAGGUCGUUUCGGUUAACUUAUUAUGAAUAAAAUGUUAUUUGUCUUUAUAUUAUUUGAAUAAAUUUUGAACUUAAAUGAAA